Molecule: messenger RNA, 1081 nt
Organism: Aspergillus calidoustus
Lineage: Eukaryota; Fungi; Ascomycota; Eurotiomycetes; Eurotiales; Aspergillaceae
Source: the annotation of a GenBank genome assembly
AUGAAACUCAAUGCUCUUUUCUUUGCCUUCGCGGCGGGUACCGCGCUGGCUGCUCCUCAGCAUAAGAAGCGGGCGACGCUCCAGUUCUUUGGCGUCAAUGAGUCUGGAGCUGAGUUUGGCGAGGACAAUAUUCCCGGAGUCUGGGGCACCGACUACAUCUUCCCCGACCCCUCGACCAUUUCAACCCUGAUCUCGGAUGGCUUCAACAUCUUCCGCAUCCAGUUCAAGAUGGAGCGGCUGACUUCUGAGAUAACCGGCGCGUUCGACGAGGCGUAUCUUCAGAACUUGACUUCGGUCGUCAACGCUGUCACCGAGGCUGGAGCCCACGCUAUCCUUGACCCUCACAACUAUGGCCGAUUCAACAACGAAAUCAUCAGCUCUACCUCGGACUUCCAAACCUGGUGGACCAACGUCGCGACCGAAUUCGCCGACAACGACCUUGUCGUCUUUGACACCAACAACGAGUACCACGACAUGGACCAAGACCUCGUCCUAAACCUCAACCAAGCCGCCAUCGAUGGCAUCCGCGCCGCCGGCGCAACCACCCAGUACAUUUUCGUCGAGGGCAACUCCUGGACCGGCGCCUGGACCUGGGUCGACAUCAACGACAACAUGAAGGCCUUGACAGACCCACAGGAUAAGAUCGUCUACGAGAUGCACCAGUACCUCGACACCGACGGGUCGGGCACAUCCGAGGCCUGUGUGUCUACUACCAUCGGCAAAGAGCGCGUGACCGCCGCAACGGAGUGGCUGAGGGAGAACGGGAAGAUUGGAAUCAUUGGUGAGUUUGAUGGUGGAGAUAACGACCAGUGUCGCACGGCUGUCAAGGGGAUGCUGGAUUAUCUCGAGAGUAACUCGGAUGUUUGGCUUGGUGCGCUUUGGUGGGCGGCUGGGCCGUGGUGGGGGACUUAUCUUUAUAGCUUUGAGCCGCCAAGUGGUGUUGCGUAUCAGGGGUAUUUGGAGACGUUGCAGGCGUACUUGUGAUAGAACCGGUAGCCGGUGCCGUUUCGAUGGUGCUUGGUUGACUGUCCUAACGGUGGGAUGGGGGUUUAGCUUGAUGGGUGGUGACUGGUAAGAUAGG